AUGCCUUCCCACACCGACAAUCAGUCUUCCUCCGCCGCCAACAGUCCUGCCAACAGUCCUGCCAACAGUCCCGCCAACAGUCCCGCCAACAAUCCCGCCAACAAUCCCGCCAACAGUCCCGCCAACAGUCCCGCCAACAGUCCCGCCAACAGUCCCGCCAACAGUCCCGCCAACACGCCUGCGGACACUGUCAUCAAUACUCCAACCAUAUCUCCUGCUAACCCUUCAGACAACUCUUCAGACAACCCUUCAGACAACUCCCCCCCCCACAGUUCUUUAGCUGGCAUUCCUUCCAACGGUGACAACAAUCCAUCCAUCGACGAUCCAGAAUCUAUUGCACGGUUGGUUGCUGAUUGCGGCCCGGGCGAGCUAUUGGCGGAUGAGGAAAAUGAACCUAGCAAACGAGCCGCCCUCCUCAAAGAUCCUUGUUUAUCAGAGGAGGUGAAGGCAAGUAUGGAGGAAUGGCGGGCUGAGUGGGACGUUCUUGCUAAAUCCCGCCACAUUACUGUCCGCCAUCGGAACCUCGAUGAUGUUUGCUGGAAGUUAGCGCGGGUGCUUGUUCAUAAGCAUAUUGAGUUAGAAGGCAGUGUGGCUGGUCUGGAAAAGUUGGAAAAGUUGAUUUGGGCUUACUUUGACCCACUUAACAUUGCCUUGAAGGGUUCAGAUGGCAUGACGGCGGGGCGGAACAGUGGUCCAUGGGGGGUUUGGAGUGGCUUCAAAGCUUUCUGUCAGUGCAAGAAAGAUAACAUUGAGGCUUACUUGCCUGGGGCCUGGGAGAGAUAUACAACUCUCAAGCAGAUGCAAGGGAAGCCUCUGACUGAGAAUGACUUGAAGCCUUGUCCCCUGGAUGGUAAUGACGGUCGAUGGGUGGGACACUGGAGUCGAACAAGGGCGUAUCUAUGGGGGUUUCUGGGUGAAGAGGUGCAGGAGAGCUGGAAUAAGGUUGCAGACCUUUGGAAUGAGAAAGGCGCCCCACGGGACAUACAGCGACGGGAUGCAGCAAAAGGCUUGGGGGACCAUAUGGUCCGCGAUUAUCUGCAUAUCAUGCGGCACUGGGGCGGGGAGUCUUCGACAUACGUUGGCUACCGCGAUAAGGAUGGUAAUCCACGAACUGGACACACAGGGAUGGUAUUCUCAGAUGACCCAAAUAUGUUUUGCAAACGUCACCCGCAGUACUUUGACAAGAAUAGGCGGGUGGCUCCCCCAGGCGAGUUGCCUUGGCCUGCAAGAUUCUCAGAACAUAUAUUUGAGAGGUAUAUUGGCAAGCGUCCAACUGGACAGACAGUAAAGGGCAAGUCUACCCGAGUGACUACACAACUCUACCGAUUGCGGGCGGAUGGCUAUCCUCUUUUGCUAGAUAAUUGCUGGAAGGCCCCUCAUGAUGUGCUCAAGGCUACCUUCCGUGAUUGUAUGCAGGCAGUCUACACAUUGGACACUGGGUCGAAGAAGCGGAUCUCUUGGCGGAACAUUGUCAUCCCAAGGACAGGGAUUUAUUUCCAUGAAGAACCCUGUGUUACCCUCCAGGAACCCUCUGACAUGACCAAGCCCGCCUUGACAUUGUUAUUUAAGCAAUGGGUUUGUAUUCAAAGCGGGGGAACAGACCCUGUUAGGUUUGUUCUGAAGGGAAAUUCUGCCUCAAGUGGGUCGUCCCCAGCCCCCUUGACACCUCUACCUCCUUCAUCCACCCCUGUAGCAGGAGCUACUGUAUCGUCUGUCCCUCCCACCCAGCCUGUUAUCUCCACCAGCCCGCCCGCCGAAGCCGCUCCCUCUAGUAUCCCAUCUGGGGAAGCUGCUUCCUCUAGCAUCCCGCCCGCCGAUGCCGCUCGCUCUAUUAUCCCAUCUGUGGAAGCUGGUCCUUCUAACAGCCCUCCUGUCAACACUGCUCUCUCUAUCAUCCCACCCACUGAAGUUGCUACGUCCGCCAUCCCGCCCACUGUUCUUAUUCCCUCUAGGAUGUCAACAACUGAGACUGCUCCCUCCAGUAUCCCGCCCGUGAAUAAUGGCCUGUCUACUAACAAAUCGCCAAAGAUUGUAGCCUCUAUCCCACCCAAGGAACCCUCUCCGCCCGUCGUCACCCCCAGAGUCCCAGAUGCCCUGCCUAUCUCAUUGAAUUCCCCAACAACCGCUGCUGCAAAUGUUACUAGGGACCCUGCCAGCAAGAAGAGCAGGACAGCCCUGCUCCAAUCUCCUCAAGAUGCUUCCCCAGUGCCUGCCAAGGUCCCUGUCACAAGGACAAAGCGGAAAGCCGUGGGCGGAGACCCUUCUGGAGGAACGGUGUAUGGGCGGGCGGGAAUUAAUCAAUGCCUUAAUGUCCCGCCACUCGCGCUUCCUCGGCUCUCGGCGUCUGAUCCAGAUGCGAAUCCCGGAGCAAACGAUGUGGAACUACGGCGGGCGGAUAGUCAAGCACUUUCUAGCGGGCGGGUAACAUUCACACACGUGUACUCCCGCUUCUCGCGCUUCCUCGGCUCUCCCCGUUUGAUCCAGAUGCGAAUCCUGGAGGAGAAAAUGUGGAACUACGGCGGGCGCAUACCGAAGCACCUUCUAGGCUCACGCAGAGGAGAACUCUGUUUAUGUGGACGGAGAUUCCCUAUUGGUCAUGGUAUACACGGCGGGCGGGCAACAUUGAGUCACAUUGUCAUGUUUGGCUCACAGGGGACUGAGCGUGGAGGUGAUAGGUCCGAAUACGAUAGGGAAGAAAAAGCCAUCGUCGAAAACCGCGGUUGUGUUCUCGGUUUGACAGGCGAGUGGGAAGGGAAGCAUAGCUGGUAUGGCGGCAAGAUCCAGCAGGUCAUCACUCUACGCGUCUCGGGAAACCCAGGGCAAGAGUGGUAUGACUUCGAGCUCGAGGAAGCCAAGAUCUCUCACUGUCACCGCCUCUCGCGCUGCCUCGGCUCUCGGCGUUUAAUCCAGAUGCAAAUCCCGGAGCAGACGAUGUGGAACUACGGCGGGCGCAUAGCCCAGCAUUUUCUAGCUGCGGCGGGCGGGUAG
Coniophora puteana RWD-64-598 SS2 is the source of this 2988-nucleotide messenger RNA. RefSeq lists its product as uncharacterized. The record is from RefSeq and is a predicted model, not a curated record. The transcript is spliced from 7 exons. The coding region runs from base 1 to 2988 and encodes 995 amino acids. NCBI's taxonomy places the organism in Eukaryota, Fungi, Basidiomycota, Agaricomycetes, Boletales, Coniophoraceae.